AUGAAACCGAAUGGGGCAUUUUGCCCAUGGAACAUAAUCGAAGGUUUGCUUCAGAAGCUUUCAAAGCUCAAUGCUCUUCAAGAUGUAUCCAAAACAUUUAUUGAAAUAUUUUCCAUCGUUUUCUCACGUUAUCAGAAACCGAUUGUAUCAGUUACUGAAUUAUUAUUUUAUGAAGUAUUAGUUUAUUAUCUACUUGUUGAAACAAAUAAUGUAAAUUGUUGA
Molecule: messenger RNA, 222 nt
Organism: Clunio marinus
Lineage: Eukaryota; Metazoa; Arthropoda; Insecta; Diptera; Chironomidae
Source: the annotation of a GenBank genome assembly